Messenger RNA from Spizellomyces punctatus DAOM BR117, 1887 nucleotides. RefSeq lists its product as uncharacterized. The record is from RefSeq and is a predicted model, not a curated record. The transcript has 2 exons. Gene Ontology annotation, biological process: nuclear-transcribed mRNA catabolic process, nonsense-mediated decay. NCBI's taxonomy places the organism in Eukaryota, Fungi, Chytridiomycota, Chytridiomycetes, Spizellomycetales, Spizellomycetaceae. Bases 200 to 1762 code for a protein of 520 amino acids.
CGUCAAAGAAACCCUUUUCGCCACUGGUUCCAGAUCUGUUAAUUUCGGGCUGGUGCGAGAAACCACGUUGAAUACCAUGGACAAUCAGCCUCUUGGGGCGGCGAUGGAAACCUUACUCUGUGGUGGGAGCUCUUACAGACUUCAGCUUAGUAAAUAUCUGGUGUGAUAGCUGGAGUCCGUGUCAUCUCAUUCGGACCAAAUGUCAUCACCACCUGCAGCUCAUAUUCCUCGAACCUCUGCCUCUCCUCGCGCAUCGGGCAGGAGAGGUCAACGACGCGGCCCGACACCUGGGGAAGGAGACGCUAGGAGCACGGGCAGCGGCGAGGAUUCUCAUGCGAACUCGCGCAGGCGAAGAGAACCCCGACCACCCUCUGGUCGAAGAGAAGAGGCUAGAGAGCUCUACAGGCAGCCGUCAGAAGGAUCUCAAGUCCGAGCGCCGGUCAUCCUUGAGCGACGGCCCGUUCCUCAAAAGCCGGAAGGCCCAGUACCUAAGGGACUGUUGCUGCGAAAUCCACCUGCUGGAACAACCCCGACAAAAACGAUUGAAAGGAAUCUUGACCGAGGAACUAGUGCUACUACGCCUGAACUCGCUGUCCAAGCCGCAGGAGUGACCCUGCCUCUACCGCGGAUUCAUAAGAUUCUUGACCAACAUCUCCGCUUCCAGCCAACGGAAACAGUGCAUCGCGCUCUAUCUGAGCUUCCGGGAUGCUUUGUCGUUGGGGCCAUAGGUCGGCGAGGUACAGGAAAAUCCACAAUUCUAGCACAUUUCUCAACGUCCUUGACAACGUUCCCUUCUGGUCAAACAAGGACCAACGGCAUUGAUCUACACGUCACGCCAGAACGUGUCAUACUGCUGGAUACUCAAGCACUACUUUUACCUGGCGGCCGGGCACCGCACGAUGAAGCAUUGCAAACAAUGCGACUGGCUUGUUUCAUACUUUCCGUCUGUCAUGUAGUGCUACUUGUGUCGGACACACAUGAGCUUGAUGCAGAUCUUCUUCAUUUUGUAAGAACUAUGGAAGCUGUUCGACACCGCAUCAUCCCUUUGUCGAAGGAGGAGCAACAAAGCGAUGAACAUCGACCAGAUUUGGUAUAUGUUUCCACCAAGUGCACAAGUGAUUCGUUUUUUGUUGAAUCUUAUGCGAAUAUGGCAACAGACUUUCUGUCAUGGUUUCGAGGCACGCGUAUUGGCGUGCUUGGCGGGAGUGUAAGCAUGGGGAAGAGGUAUGGACAGUAUUCCGGACUAGGCAGCGACGAUGAUCGGAAAGGCGGAAAGCCAAAACUGGGCAAGAAAGCUUCACGUUCAAGCAAUGGGGAGGUUGCUGAUCCGAGGAGUUCUCCAGUGUCGCCACUGAGUGUUAUGACAUCUCCAAAGCCAUCCGAUCCUCGAUCAGGGACGCUGGUCCGUGAGCCAAAUAUCUUUCUGCUUCCUCGUGCACCGGUUGUAAGCAAUGCUUCGAGCGACCCAAAUCCGUCUCCGGUGGGUAAGCCAGGUGGGCCCCCCAUACUGGAUCGAUUGAUCGGAUUUGGCAUCCCUGCUAGAUACGAAGUAAUGAUGAAGGAGCUAAGAAAUCAGGUUUUCGAGACCCCUCGAUGCACUUUAACGGAAAAGAAUCCGAUGGUGCGGCGGUGGUAUGGGAUGUCAGAGCGUGACUGGCUAAAGUUUGCGACCAAAACUUGGGAGACAAUUCGGAAAUCGGACAUGGACAGGCACUGGGCGCGAGUUAUGAAAAGUCGACUGGAAAGAUAUUCCAGUCGAUGACCCUUUGUAUGAUAGUUUUAGAUAGAUCUCUGCGACGGUAAUAGUUUAUUGCUUGCUUUUCAACGUCUUGCUCUCUUUUUUAUAUAGUGAACUGGACUUUCCGCACAUAAUCACUUGCUUCCAAC